This is a messenger RNA of Truncatella angustata, 1071 nucleotides long. RefSeq lists its product as uncharacterized. Bases 303 to 851 code for a protein of 182 amino acids. The record is from RefSeq and is a predicted model, not a curated record. Lineage: Eukaryota; Fungi; Ascomycota; Sordariomycetes; Amphisphaeriales; Sporocadaceae. The transcript has a single exon.
UCAAGUAUCGAGUAGUUCCAGUAUCAAUUAUAACUAUGGGUCGCGCUCCCCCCCCCUCCUUGGUGUGUUCGUUCUCACCUUUGGCCAAGGUUGGUUUAGCUCAUUGGCCAAAAAUUAUCCAUUGAUCUCCUGAUUUCCCGUUUGGCUGAGGCUUUGGAGCUCAAAUCCCCAAACGACACGAUAUUUGUUGUUUGACCCUCCAGUAGCCCAGUCACCCAGCUCCGGCGAAUGCCUGCGCAAUCACCAUUCUGAUCCAACGUCCACCUCCACUCCGACUCUGGCUGUGACUCUGGACCGUCCCAAUGGCCGCAGACAGUAGCCCUCGCAGCGUCGCCGACGCCACGCGCUUCACCUCCAACACACCACAUGCCAAUUCAAAGGCCCGGAAAGUUGUCGGCGGCACACAGUCUACAGCAACCACAACAACAUCUACUACUACCGCCCCGUCUUCCUCAUCGCUGCCGAAAGCACAACCGAGGACAGCCUCCGCCUCCGCCUCUGCUCCGCAGCCGCCGAGGAGGCCCGCCCCUGCCUCAGCUUCGGCUUCAGCCUCUGCAGCUGCGCUCGCCGGAGCUCAUGGACAAGGACAUGGCCACAAGCCCGAGUCGCUGGACGAGAGAGUACGGAGAUUAAGGGCUGCGCAUCUGGCAGCACGGAACCAUGAGGUCUCGCGGAUGGACAAGGUCAUCAGCAACUCCAGGAGGUACAUGGACGCAGCGCAUAGAUAUACCGUCAUGGGAUUAAUAGGCUUCAGUGGUAUGUCGCCUCACCCCCCCGGCCGUCGCUGCACUCUAACCCCCCCAUCCUCCUUCCAGGGCUCGCUCUCCUCGUCACAGUAUAUGCUACCGUAGACAUGAUGGUCUAUAACCGAAACCGCCGCAACGAGUUCUUCGCCCUGCAGCAGCAAUUGCAGACGGGCAGUCUCGAAGCCGCCCGUCUAGCUUACAUGACUGGUUCCGCUACCGAGGAACAGAUUGCCCUCGUAGAAGAUGCUACCGACAAGGCAAAGAAGGCCGGCCUUGAGCUGCCAAACUUACUGCACGCUCCCAAGACCCUGUCAUCCAUGGCCGC